AUGAAUGGAACAAUGUCAAACAAGUUUUGGUGUAGUCAAAUGCAACAUACUCAGUUUCCGUGGUCACAGCACUUUGAUUCCGAAUUACCAAUUGAUAUGAUGCUACACGAGCAACAGAUUCGUCGUGUUCAACACUACAAAUAUCUGGAUGUUGUAUUGCACGAACCACUGUAUCACACCAUGCGACUGGACUAUAAUCAGGUUGCUGUAUCCAAUACCAUGUCAGUUGUGUUCAAUUCUUGCAAACCACCAACUCACAAUCAACUUUCAGACACGAAUAUGUUUGGCAUCUCAAAGGCCAGUUUGGUGUGGCAGUUUUUUGACAAACCUGAUGAUAUAAAUGACCUUGACAAGGCGAGAAUUCCCUGUAAAGUUUGUCAGCAGCUCGUCAAGACAAAUUCAAGAACCAACUUCAAUCUUGUUGCCCAUUUGGUGACCAAACACCGCGACGCUCUAUCAGAUGCAAUGGAUCGGUAUUCCAAAGACUCCACAAGUAUAAGUUUAAAGGGUACAAAACUACAAAAACCACUCGUUCAAAUCUUGGAUCAAUUGUACAUGGAAAAGAAGAUCCCUGACGUGCCGUCAGCGAGAGAUUGGGACGACUUGACUGAAUUAGUGUAUUUCUUUCAACCAUUUAAACAAGCCACAAUGGAAUGCAGCAGCAACAAGUAUCAAACGUUGUCAUACGUUAUACCAUGGUACAACGUGUUAUUGGACCAUUGUGAAAAUGCCGUCAAUGAUUAUGGACAAUGA
Molecule: messenger RNA, 753 nt
Organism: Batrachochytrium dendrobatidis JAM81
Lineage: Eukaryota; Fungi; Chytridiomycota; Chytridiomycetes; Rhizophydiales
Exons: 3
Coding region: 1-753 (250 amino acids)
Biological process (GO): regulation of transcription by RNA polymerase II
Cellular component (GO): nucleus
Molecular function (GO): DNA binding
Source: RefSeq, a predicted model, not a curated record